Messenger RNA from Sabethes cyaneus, 1028 nucleotides. Its product is annotated as arrestin domain-containing protein 2-like. Lineage: Eukaryota; Metazoa; Arthropoda; Insecta; Diptera; Culicidae. Gene Ontology annotation, cellular component: cytoplasm. Gene Ontology annotation, biological process: protein transport. The record is from RefSeq and is a predicted model, not a curated record. The transcript has 5 exons. The coding region runs from base 15 to 1028 and encodes 337 amino acids.
CCAACUCUGCUGAGAUGACGAAGAAAUUGCUCAAAUUUCAUAUUAUCCUGGACCGGGAGUCGCUGCUAUAUCUUCCCGGUCAGGUACUGGCCGGUCGGGUGCUGCUGGAGACGCAGGAAAACACAGCUGUGCUGGGUCUGCACUUCCACGUGCUCGGCGAGUGCACGGUGCACGUGGCCAAGGGCGCCACCACCCGCAGACGAGAAAAAUCGUACGAUAAGGAAAACUACAUCGACUUUCGCAUGAAGCUGCUGGACGAUUUCGACAACAAAGCGAUUCUGCUAGCGCCCGGAGUGCACUGCUUCCCGUUCAAGCUCGGUCUGCCGGUGUCGCUUCCGUCUACCUUCAUCGGGCAGCACGGCUGGAUUCAGUACUACUGCAAGACUAGCCUGCAGGAGUCGUCCGGAAUAACGCACCGCAAUCAGCAGGUGUUCAUCGUGCUGAACCCAAUUGAUUUGAACCUGGAGGAUCCGCUACUGAGUGAUCCGGUGGAGGCAAGCUUGAGCCACCGAGUCGGAGUUGGUUAUCUUGGUGGAACAAUCCGUUGUAAUAUUGGAUUGGACAAAAGGGCAUACGUACCGGGGGAAAACAUUUUACUCACUGGCGAAAUAAGAAAUCAAAGUAAUGUUACCGUAAAAGCUCUCAAAUAUGCCCUGAUUGAGACCAUCCAAUACUAUGCACACGGCAAACUGUUGCACCAGGAGCGCCGAGAGCUGGCCGCAGUCGUACGUGACCGUAUCAAGUCCGGUGGACGGGAUGUGCUACAAAACGGGCAUCUCACCGUGCCCCCGCUGCCACCGACAAACCUGCUCGGUUGUCAUCUGAUUAGAAUCCAGUACAGCGUCUGUAUUCUCAUCGAGCCUAAUCUGAUGGAGCGGCAGCAAGUGCUCAAGGUGCCCAUCACGCUCGGUACCUAUCCGUUCAAGCGGGACGACCAGGAUCUGCGCGAAUGGGUGGAAAACUAUGUCCGCUAUCCGGCUACGCUGCCCGUCGCUCGCACCACCCCAGCAAGCCACCCGGCAUCCUAG